AUGACAUCCAAGACCAGGAAAGUAGCCGUUAUCACUGGUGCCAAUAGUAACCUUGGGUUGAACAUUGCUUAUAGAUUAAUCGAAAGACAGUCUGCUGACGUCAGAUUGACCCUUGUGGUCACUUCGAGGACGUUGCCUCGUGUAAGAGAGGUUGUUGAGUUGAUCAAGAAGUUUGUUGCAACUCAGGAGGAUCCAUGCUCUGUGGAUUUUGACUAUUUACUUGUGGAUUUCACCAACAUGGUGAGUGUUUUGAACGCGUACUAUGACUUGAACCAGAAAUACGAGAGCAUCAAUUACUUCUUUGUGAAUGCUGCACAGGGUGUCUAUGAUGGUAUUGACUGGAUUGGUGCUGUAAAGCAGGUGCUAUCUGAUCCACUUGAAGCUGUUACCAACCCCACUUAUAGGAAACAGCUAGUGGGUGUCAAAUCAAAGGAUGAAAUGGGACUGGUCUUUCAGGCCAAUGUAUUUGGACCAUAUUAUUUGAUCCAGAAAAUUCUACCUCAAUUGUCGAAGGGGAAAGCUACUGUGGUUUGGAUUUCCAGUAUUAUGGCUGACCCAAAACACUUAUCUCUACAGGAUAUCGAAAUGAUCAAAUCAGAUGUUACUUAUGAAGGUUCUAAGAGAGUUGUAGACUUAUUACAUUUGGCCACUUAUAAGCAAAUGAAAUCUCAAGGUAUUCACCAGUACGUGGUUCAACCCGGUAUUUUCACCAGUUAUUCAUUCGCCAAGUACUUGAACUUCUUCACCACUUUUGGUAUGUUGUUCUUGUUCUAUUUGGCCAGACUACUUGGAUCCAAAUGGCACAACAUUGACGGUUACAAAGCAGCUAAUGCUCCAGUAUACGUUGCCACUCUAAUAAAUCCACAUUUUGAACACCAAGAAGUUAAGUAUGGAUCUGCAAGUUCAAGAGAUGGUAUGGAGUAUAUUGAAACUACAGACAUCGAUAAGACCGGAUCAAGUGACGUUCUUGCAUACAUUGAGAAGAAGAAAUUAGAAUGGGAUGACAAGUUAAAAGACCAAAUAACGAACUCAAGAAUUCCAAUUUAA
This is a messenger RNA of Nakaseomyces glabratus, 1047 nucleotides long. RefSeq names its product 3-keto-steroid reductase (gene ERG27). Gene Ontology annotation, molecular function: 3-beta-hydroxysteroid 3-dehydrogenase (NADP+) activity. Gene Ontology annotation, cellular component: mitochondrial outer membrane; endoplasmic reticulum membrane; lipid droplet. The record is from RefSeq and is a predicted model, not a curated record. Gene Ontology annotation, biological process: ergosterol biosynthetic process. Lineage: Eukaryota; Fungi; Ascomycota; Saccharomycetes; Saccharomycetales; Saccharomycetaceae.